Colletotrichum chrysophilum is the source of this 1791-nucleotide messenger RNA. RefSeq lists its product as uncharacterized. The transcript is spliced from 3 exons. NCBI's taxonomy places the organism in Eukaryota, Fungi, Ascomycota, Sordariomycetes, Glomerellales, Glomerellaceae. Bases 1 to 1791 code for a protein of 596 amino acids. The record is from RefSeq and is a predicted model, not a curated record.
AUGCACCUGCAGUUUCCAGGACCAGCGGCUGUUCCUCUGAGCAUUUACACAUUGUUUGUUGUGUAUGUGCCUUCAUUCAUUUCGGGCUAUUUCUCAGAGCCCAAGUAUGACGUCGUGGAAGACGAUGUCGAUGUCUCGGUGAAGGAGGCUUUGGUGCAAGACGAGAACGAAGACGGCCAAGAUGAACAAGUCGUCGCUGAAGAGAUCCGAAUUGAGGAGACCAUCGUCGUGAAGGCAAGGUCACGACCUUGGGUUACUCUUCUGGCCGGCUCACCCAGCCCGAGCAGCCCUAUCUUGUCAAUCUUGACGUUCCUCAUCAACGCUGUGCUGAUUGCCAUGACCACCGACUUCUUGUUUCGCGUUCGGCAGUAUCACCCGGUCGAGGACCUCUCAUUCGUGCGCCUGGGCUAUGUUUCCCCCUCGGAAGCCAAGUUCGUCUUGCGCGAGCCUGACCAAGCCAAGAUGCCGGUAACCAUCGAGAUUCACAUCAAGGACCCUCAGCCUCCUUUCGACAACCCCCUAUGGCAGAUUGGUGGCGGCUUGAGGUACACCGACAAUACCACUGACUUCACAGCUACUCUGACCGUCCCCUUGAAGCAUUCGCAACAGAGAAUCUACGAGUGGAGGACUUCAAACAACCACAGCGGAGAGUUCGUCGCUCCUCCCAAGCCGGGUCAGAUGUCAGCUUUUGCCGACAACAAGUUCACUUUCCUCUCGACUUCGUGCAUCCUUCCUCGUUUCCCAUACAACCCUCUCGAGCAUCCUUUGGCCAUCCCAGGAAUGCGCCACCUCGCCAACAUCUUGCCAAAGCUGCAGGCCCAGUUCAUGCUGUUCCUCGGUGACUUCAUCUACAUCGACGUUCCCAAGCGACAGGGAAAGCAUGAGGAAGACUACCGUCAGAAGUACCGCCACGUGUAUGCUUCCCCCGAUUGGGCUCCAGUUGGACAGAACCUUAGCUGGAUUCACGUCCUUGAUGACCACGAAAUUGGAAACGAUUGGGACCUGAACACCACUGGUGUCUACCGGGCCGCCAUUGAGCCUUGGCACCACUACCAGGAGCUCGCCAAUCCCCCUCCUGCUCGCGUUGCGGGCACUACUAACCUGCGCAGAGAGGGUGCAACGUAUUUUGACUUCGUGCAAGGCCCGGCUUCUUUCUUCUUGCUCGACACCCGCUCUUACCGAUCCACCAACUCCUUGCCUUUCGAUCAUCCGGAAAAGACCAUGUUGGGCGCCCAGCAGCUGGAGGACUUUAUUGACUGGCUAAACCGUCCUGAGCCUAAGGGCGUCAAGUGGAAGAUUGUCGCCUCUUCGAUUCCUCUCACCAAGAAUUGGCCAGUCAACACUCGGGAUACCUGGGGUGGUUUCCUUGUCGAGAGACGCAAGGUACUGGAGGCAAUGUGGGAUGCUGGAGCACGGGGCGUCGGUGUCGUGGUUGUGUCCGGUGACCGGCAUGAAUUCGCAGCCACCAAGUUCCCUCCACCAGCCGGCGGAAGGUGGCCUGAGACGGCUGCCGCCUACGAGUUCUCCUGCAGUCCUCUCAAUCAAUUCGCUUCGCCAUUGCCGACUUACAGACAGUACGAUGAUGAGGACGUAGCUCUGAAGUACGUUCACUCUGGCAACUCCAAGUUCGGCUCUCUUACUAUCGAGAACUUGGCCGAGGGCACGCAAAGCAGCUUGAAGUACAGCUUGUUCGUCGAUGGCGAGGAGACUUGGAACACGAUGAUCUUGGCACCUCCUGUUGUCGGUGGCGACACGUCGUCUUCCUUUUGGAGUAAGCUGAAGGGCAAUUAG